AUGUCCGUCCCGAAUGCCGAUUUUCGACAGGAACUAAAGGUUACGGAGUACAAAUAUGCGAAGCAUUGCAUCCGCCAACGGCAAACACCAGAAAGGUGGUACGAACAGAUAGAUCAGGGUGAUCCUUAUAAAGACAGCGAGACUGGGAAAAGAUUGAAUCAAGGCUUAUCUCCAAGAGCCCCGCAUGCUGGCAUCCCGACAUUCCGAAUGUCUCACAGGAGUUCCGAGUCCACCGCCAACCCCGUGGAGGAACAGCCCAAUGUUUCCCUCCUUCCUGUUACCACUGACAUCACCGAGGAACUCCCCUCUCUGGACACUCCGCCCCCACCAUAUGGAGCCCCCAGCAGGCCCCGUACUCCAGACGAUGUACGAACUGUUCCUGCCCCUGCAAACGUCUUCGUCAACCAACCCAGACCAUCUACCACCGUCCCCCCUGACUCAGUGCUGUACUCCAUCACUCGUCCCAAUUGGACCGGGACAAAGCAACAGGGAAAACGAAACACGUUUUGGAGACGUGCUCGGGUCCCAAUUUGGAGGCCUAGGUGUUAUGGUAUCCUCAACACAAAAAUCCAUACGACGCUCCGAAAAACGUUCAGUCAAUCAACAAAUGAGCAUACUUAUGGUUAUAUCGUUGACUUCGGUGUCUGCAACGGCAUUUCUAUCGGGGUUGAGCAAGGAGUGCUCGAUCUAAUUCGCAUCAGCGUGCCGUCAUCUCAACCCGUAAAAUGGAAAGUCAUAUAUGAGUCCGCGAGGGCACAAUCCUCAUUGGAACCGGCAGAAGUUGCAUGGAUGCUGUCAGGGUAA
Messenger RNA from Guyanagaster necrorhizus, 804 nucleotides. RefSeq lists its product as uncharacterized. Lineage: Eukaryota; Fungi; Basidiomycota; Agaricomycetes; Agaricales; Physalacriaceae. The record is from RefSeq and is a predicted model, not a curated record. Bases 1 to 804 code for a protein of 267 amino acids. The transcript has 8 exons.